This is a messenger RNA of Hyaloscypha bicolor E, 729 nucleotides long. RefSeq lists its product as uncharacterized. NCBI's taxonomy places the organism in Eukaryota, Fungi, Ascomycota, Leotiomycetes, Helotiales, Hyaloscyphaceae. The transcript has a single exon. Gene Ontology annotation, molecular function: nucleic acid binding. The coding region runs from base 199 to 471 and encodes 90 amino acids. The record is from RefSeq and is a predicted model, not a curated record.
AAUUGGAGAGCAAAGAGACGCCCGGAGCUUAUAGAAGCUUACGCAAUGGCACGGCUUGCUUGGUGCCUCGUACGAGAAGGAUAGACAGAAGAGGAGUGGGGCUUGGUGGUAUGGAGUGACGAGUGUUCUAUAGAGCGGGGGCGGGGUAAAAGGGGGGAAUAGUGCUUUCGUAUACCGGAGCAAAAGUGGCACAAGGAGAUGGUUCAAACCUAUAGUACGGGCAAGAAUAUAAAGAUUAUGGUCUGGGGAUGCUUUUGGGACUAUGGGAGGUCCAAUUACUAUAUUAUGGACCGUAAUUUUGAGUCGGCAAAGUAUGGGCACUUAGCUAACUCCUACCUGGAGAUUUGCAAUACAGAAGUAGCUCCAAUUUUCUUACGAUUUGACGAUAGUUACUUAUUUAUACAAGAUAAUACUUCUAUAUACCGGGCAUAUAUAGUUCAGGCUUGGUUUGCACUCCAUAGUAUUAUAUAGAUAGCAAAUUAGCUCGUAUACUCCCCUGAUCUCAAUCUAAUUGAGUAUAUCUGGUGGUACCUGAAAACAAGGACCUAUGAGAUGUUCCCAGAGGUAGCGGCAGAUAAAUCAGAGUCAGAGUAUGUAAGACAGAGGCUAGAGUCUUGUAUUCAAGCGGCGUGGGACAUAUUAGAUAAGGGGUUAUUCGAUAAUUUAUAUGCAAGUAUGCCGGCGAGAAUGAAGGCUUGUAUCGCGGCCGAUAGGUGGUAUACUAAAUAU